Molecule: messenger RNA, 569 nt
Organism: Daucus carota subsp. sativus
Lineage: Eukaryota; Viridiplantae; Streptophyta; Magnoliopsida; Apiales; Apiaceae
Exons: 1
Coding region: 47-433 (128 amino acids)
Source: RefSeq, a predicted model, not a curated record
GCUAAAACACGUAAAAAAGAAAGAAAGAAAGAAAGAAAUAAUAUAUAUGGGGUGGUUUACAAGAGAAAGGAGAGGGAUGAGCUGGAUGGAUGAAAGCCAAGACUCUGUUUCGGCACCUCCAGCUCACUUGCUCAUGUUUUUUGGAUUGCUUAUGCUGGUUAUGUACUAUUCGAUUCGAUCUGAGUACGAGGAGAAGGUGAAAGAAACGAAGAUGGAGCUGAGGCUGUUUCUUGUCAUCUUGUUGCCUUUGCUUGUGAUAUUAGCCACGCAUCUGACGGUGAAGUGGUCGGAUGUCCGAGACACGUCGCAGGUGGUGUACGAGACGUUGCAUGAAGAAGGAAGCUCUCCGUGGGGUGUGGCGUUCGUGUUGCUGCUGGUGCUCUUUAUGGUGAACUAUCGGUCUUCUAUUUACUCAGCUUGGUUUCGGCCCUAGCUAGGUGGUCACGGAUAAAUUAAUUAAGCAGUUUUGUAGUCGGUGUUGUUGAGGUGAAAUCAGAGUAAUUAUGUUCUAAUUGCUACAUCCUUGUACUUAAUCAAGCAUAAAUAAACAGCUUGGUAGUUAUAUUAAA